UAAACAUUCCAACGUUAUACCAAAAAAAUAACAAAAUAGUGUGCGGUUUUCUUUGACUCACAAGCAAAAUAGAGUUUUUCAUGCAUCAUAAAACAUUAUAUGCAAUUCCUUAUUAGAUCUCAAAAAGAAAAUGAACUUGACAAAAUAUUUAGUUUUUAAUUUCUACGGUCCAAAAAUGUGGAUGGUCUUUCUUCUUCUUGUAUGGGGAUUGGUUAUUGGGACUGAAUCUUCUACAUUGACAUCUCAACCUGAAAUGGAAGCAAAUGCUAUUUACAAUAGUGGAUGGUGGAACACUUCUGAUGCUAACUAUACCAUCUCGAAUCGGUGUAAUUGGGGUCAGAUAUCUUGCAACAAGGCUGGAAGCAUAAUAAAAAUCACCAUAGACGGUUAUUCAGAUGAAGGGGUGCGGGGCAACAAUUUUGGAACACUCAACUUGUCUACUUUCCACAAUUUAGAAAGCCUUGUUAUCAUGAAUGUUAGACUACAAGGGAGUAUCCCAAAAGAAAUUGGUCACCUCUCCAAGCUCACUCAACUUUAUCUGUCCUCUAAUUCCCUUGUAGGUGAGAUACCUCCUUCACUAGGUAGUCUUAGACAAUUAAAACACUUAGACAUUUCUCACAACAGUCUUCAAGGUUCCAUUCCUCAUGAGUUGGGAUUCUUGACAAAUCUCACAACACUAGAUCUAUCUCAAAAUCAAAUCAAAGGUGAUAUGCCUCUUUCACUAGGAAAUCUCACCAAACUCACUCAUCUUAUUUUGUAUAAGAAUUUUCUUUUAGGCGAGAUACCUUCUUCACUAGGAAAUCUCAAAAAAUUAGAGUCCUUAGACAUCUCCAACAACAAAAUUGAAGGUUCUAUUCCUCUUGAGUUGGGAUUCUUGAGAAAACUCACUAGUUUAUAUCUAUCAUUCAAUAGACUCAACGGAAACUUGCCUAUUUCCAUUACAAAUCUCACACAAUUAGAAUCCCUUGAUAUCUCGUCCAAUUUUCUCACAGGUUCCCUCCCAUCUAACUUGGGUCAACUAAGUAACUUGCAAUUAUUUUGGUUAAAUAACAACUCCUUCAAUGGUACCUUUCCUAUUUCAUUAAAUAAUCUCACACAAUUAGAAUACCUUGAUAUCUCUAAAAAUUUUCUCACAGGUUCCCUCCCAUCUAACUUGGGUCAGUUAAGUAACUUGCAAUUAUUUUGGUUAAAUAGCAACUCCUUCAAUGGGACCUUUCCUAUUACAUUAAAUAAUCUCACACAAUUAGAAUUCCUUGAUAUCUCUCACAAUUAUCUCACAGGUUCCCUCCCAUCUAACUUGGGUCAAUUAAGCAACUUGCAAUUCUUGUUGUUAAAUAACAACUCCUUCAGUUGGACCUUUCCUAUUUCUUUGAAUAAUCUUACAAAAUUAGAAUACCUUGACAUGUCAUAUAAUUUUCUCACCGGUUCCCUUCCAAUUUCGUUAAGAAAUUUCUCUCAAUUAAAAACCCUUAACAUUUCCCACAAUUUUCUCCUUGGUACCCUUCAUUCAAAUUUGUUUCCAUUCACAUAUAAUAAAGCUUCAAUUGACCUCAGUCACAAUAACAUUAGUGGUGAAAUUCCUUCUACGCUAGGAGAUUUUCAACAACUUCUUUUAAACCGUAAUAAUCUCAGUGGAACAAUUCCCCAAUCUAUUUGUAAUGUCUCUUAUGUUGACAUUUCCUACAAUUAUUUGAGGGGUCCCAUUCCAUUUUGUGUUCAUCCUUCUGCAGUAAUAGGGAACAAGGAUGUAUGUAAUAACACUUCAUGCGAUCAUAUCUACUUCCAAGAUUUCGUUUCAGAAAACAAAUUCUACUUUCAACCUUGCUCGCCUAUUUUUCAACCGUGCCCGCCUGUUUUUCAACCUAGCCCACCUCCCAAGAAAAUUAAUAAAGUAAAUCACCAUGUUGCCAUUUUUCUUCCUAUCCUUAUUGUUCUAAUCUUAGCCUUCUCAAGUCUCGUAUGCUUUAAACUUUGUAAUAAUUCUACGAAGAAAAAGAAUGGAAACACAACGACAACAAAGAAUGGAGAUGUGUUUUGUAUAUGGAAUUAUGAUGGUAAAAUAGCACAUGAUGACAUCAUUAGAGCAACAGAAGACUUUGACAUGAGAUAUUGUAUUGGUACAGGAGCAUAUGGAAGUGUUUAUAAGGCGCAAUUACCAUGCGGAAAAGUUGUAGCCUUAAAAAAACUUCACGGUUAUGAAGCAGAAGUGCCGGCUUUUGAUGAAAGUUUUAGAAAUGAAGUGAAAAUAUUAUCAGAAAUAAGGCACCGACAUAUUGUGAAGCUUUAUGGAUUCUGCUUGCACAAAAGAAUCAUGUUUUUGAUCUAUCAAUACAUGGAGAAAGGAAGCUUGUUCUCUGUCUUGUAUGAUGAUGUAGAGGCCGUGGAAUUCAAUUGGAGAAAAAGGGUUAACAUUGUUAAAGGAGUAGCAUCUGCUCUUUCAUAUCUUCAUCAUGAUUGCACGACUCCAAUAGUGCAUCGAGAUGUAUCUAGUGGAAAUAUCUUGCUAAACUCCGAGUGGCAGCCUAGUGUGUCUGACUUUGGCACAGCUCGACUCCUUCAACAUGAUUCAUCCAAUCGAACAAUAGUUGCUGGAACAAUAGGAUAUAUAGCUCCUGAGCUUGCAUAUACUAUGGUUGUGAGCGAAAAUUGUGAUGUAUAUAGUUUUGGAGUAGUAGCACUAGAAACUUUACUGGGAAGGCACCCUCAAGAACUAUUGUCUUCACUUCAGUUAGCAUCAACUCAAAGUAUGAAAUUAUGUGAAGUAUUAGACCAACGUCUUCCAUUUCCAAAUAAUGGGAUGGUUUUACUUGACAUAAUUCGUGUAGUCGUAAUAGCAUUUGCAUGCUUAAAUUUCAAUCCUAGCUCUCGACCAACGAUGAAACGUGUGUCACAGAGCUUUGCCAGUGAGCUUACACCAUUAACCAUUCCUUUGAGUGAAAUUUCAAUGCAGCAACUUAUGAGUCAAGAAUUCAAAGCAUUAUUUCAUAUUCUCAACCAUUGAAAGGAAAACUUUGGUCUGUUUCUUGCCGGCAGUGCAGCAGUGCUACUGUCAUAUGUCUGGUUCUUCGGUGCAACGGUUCCUCAGUGCAAAUUGGCUUUGGUUUUUAGGUAUUGUUUAGUUGUGUUUUGAGUGACUUGUGGUUUUGACAGGUUGUGUUUUGUUGUAUUGUGUAAUAAGAUUCAUAUUGGCAACUCCUCUGUGCUUAACAUAUAGAGGGAAAUUUAGAAAAGUUACCAAAUAUUUUUAUUA
Molecule: messenger RNA, 3250 nt
Organism: Trifolium pratense (red clover)
Lineage: Eukaryota; Viridiplantae; Streptophyta; Magnoliopsida; Fabales; Fabaceae
Product: probable leucine-rich repeat receptor-like protein kinase At1g35710
Exons: 3
Coding region: 131-3001 (956 amino acids)
Biological process (GO): hormone-mediated signaling pathway; protein phosphorylation
Cellular component (GO): plasma membrane
Molecular function (GO): protein binding; protein kinase activity; ATP binding
Source: RefSeq, a predicted model, not a curated record